Trachemys scripta elegans is the source of this 2387-nucleotide messenger RNA. It is a transcript of the gene FBXL14, whose product is annotated as F-box and leucine rich repeat protein 14. Bases 679 to 1881 code for a protein of 400 amino acids. Gene Ontology annotation, biological process: SCF-dependent proteasomal ubiquitin-dependent protein catabolic process. The transcript has a single exon. Lineage: Eukaryota; Metazoa; Chordata; Testudines; Emydidae. Gene Ontology annotation, cellular component: SCF ubiquitin ligase complex. Gene Ontology annotation, molecular function: protein binding. The record is from RefSeq and is a predicted model, not a curated record.
GGGGGGAGGAGAAGGCUUCAGCCGUCGCCAGACCCAGCUCAGCGCCGCCUCCUUCUCUCCCCCCUCCCCCCCGGCCUGAGCGCGGCGCCUGGGCCCAGCGGCGAGCGCAGCGCGGAGGAGCGAAGCAGGCGGAUCCCGUCGGCGGCAGCGCGGAGCCUGGGCCCAGAGCGGCGGGGUCGGUAUCGGCGGCGCGGCCCCUUCUCCCCCCGCGCGGGGCAGCGGGCGGCCCCGGGCUGCGGGCUUGGAAGGCGGCUCGGAGACAAAGGAGGCGGCGGGUUCGGAGCCGGCACCAGGGACCGAGAGGAGCCUCCGGGAGCCCCCGCCCGGGGUAGGCGGCACAAUGCGGCACGGGGCGGCCCGCCCGCACCGGCUGCAGCAGCGCGGGGGUCGCAGCGCGGCCCGCCCGGAGCGGGGAUAGAGGCGACGGCCGGAGCCCCAGAGCCGGGCCGGGCCCCUUCCGCGAGCAGCGUCCCCCUGGCCUGUCACACGGGGCGGCGAUGUGAGGGCCCCGGAGCCGGCAGCAGCCACAGCCGAGCAGCGGGGACCCAGCGGAAGCGGCAGCUGGCCGGGCCCGGAGGAGCCGAGCAGCGGGGAUCCGGCGGGCGCGGCAGCCGGCCCGGCCCGGAGGAGCCGAGCAGCGAGGACCCGGCGGGAGCGGCGGCCGGGCCCGGGUGUGCGAUGGAGACGCACAUCUCGUGUCUGUUCCCGGAGCUGCUGGCCAUGAUCUUCGGGUACCUGGAGGUGCGGGACAAGGGCCGGGCAGCGCAGGUGUGCACGGCCUGGCGGGACGCCGCCUACCACCGCUCCGUGUGGCGGGGCGUGGAGGCCAAGCUGCACCUGCGCCGCGCCAACCCCUCGCUCUUCCCCAGCCUGGCGGCGCGGGGCAUCCGGCGGGUGCAGAUCCUGUCGCUGCGGCGCAGCCUGAGCUACGUGAUCCAGGGCAUGGCGGAGAUCGAGAGCCUCAACCUGAGCGGCUGCUACAACCUCACCGACAACGGGCUGGGCCACGCCUUUGUGGCGGAGAUCGGCUCGCUGCGGGCGCUUAACCUGAGCCUCUGCAAGCAGAUCACCGACAGCAGCCUGGGCCGCAUCGCCCAGUACCUCAAGGGCCUCGAGGUGCUGGAGCUGGGCGGCUGCAGCAACAUCACCAACACCGGCCUCCUACUCAUCGCCUGGGGUUUGCAGCGCCUCAAGAGCCUCAACCUGCGCUCAUGCCGCCACCUCUCUGACGUGGGCAUUGGGCACCUGGCCGGCAUGACCCGCAGUGCAGCUGAGGGCUGCUUGGGCCUGGAGCAGCUCACGCUGCAGGACUGCCAGAAGCUGAGCGACCUCUCACUAAAGCACCUGGCCCGAGGGCUGGGACGCCUCCGCCAGCUCAACCUCAGCUUCUGUGGGGGCAUUUCAGAUGCGGGGCUGCUCCACCUGUCCCACAUGAGCAGCCUGCGCAGCCUCAACCUGCGCUCCUGCGACAACAUCAGCGACACCGGCAUCAUGCAUCUGGCCAUGGGCAGCCUGCGCCUUUCGGGCCUUGAUGUUUCCUUCUGUGACAAGGUGGGGGACCAGAGCCUAGCCUAUAUCGCACAGGGCCUGGAUGGGCUGCGUUCCCUUUCCCUCUGCUCCUGCCACAUCAGCGAUGAGGGCAUCAACCGUAUGGUGCGUCAGAUGCAUGGGCUCCGCACACUCAACAUUGGCCAAUGUGUCCGUAUCACUGACAAGGGCCUGGAGCUCAUUGCAGAGCACCUCAGCCAGCUCACAGGCAUUGAUCUUUAUGGCUGCACCCGCAUCACUAAGCGGGGCUUGGAGCGCAUCACCCAGCUGCCCUGUCUCAAGGUGCUCAACCUGGGACUUUGGCAAAUGACUGAGAGUGAGAAGGUCAGGUGAGAGGAGGGGGCACCUGGAGACCUCCAUCUCUCUGGAGGGACUCACUGACUGACUGCUGCAAUGGAGGAGAGAGAGAGUGGAGGGAGGGCACACACAGAGCCAUGCUACCUGCCUACUCCAGCACUGGAAGGAGGGAGGGAUAGAGAGAGCCCACCCCUAUCCUUUCCAUGCCACCUACCCACCUCUGCACUGGCUGGGGCAGGAGAGGGAAGAGAGAGAACCUCCAUUUCUUCCAUGCCAUCACCAGUCCUCCAUUGGGAAUACAUUACCCCUUUCCUCAUCCUUCUCUGCAUUGGGGAUAGAGGCCUGCAAUUUUAUGCACUGGGGCUGGAGAUACCCCUCCCCAUUCCAGCUAUGAUUCUACCCCCUCAUGCACUAGGGAUUGAUGAAGAAAGUCCCCCAUUCUUAUUCACCUCCAGUCCUGCUCAGUUUUGGGAAUAGGGACCUUCUCGAAUGGGGAUGGGGAUGGAAAUGGGAACAACCCCUCUGCCCUCUUCCCCCCCUCC